AUGAAAAAGGCAUUUCUCCUCCUUGUGCUCCUGUCGACAAUAAAUUUCAGACGCUACACAAAUUACAACGUUAGAGUGAAGCUGAAAAACUUCUCCAACAAAAUUUACAUGUCCAGUAGAGUGCAGUUAAAAUCGACAAAAUUGCAACACAGAAAGAGACCCAAAAAGAGGAAAAAAUCAGAAAUUUAUCGAACGCCUGUUUUGUAUCACCCGAAUCAGAAGGACUACUUUAACCUCCAGAGCGAGUACACCUGCUUGCCCGAUGAGCAAGUGCUGGAGCUGCUCUCGAAGGAUAAACUGAACUUGCUCAUCGGGGCAAUUAGAAGGAAGGACAACCAGGAGAUCGACAAAAUUUUGUACAAGGAUGUGAAUAAUAUAUAUUUGGAUAGCAGGUACGUCUACUACGAUGAGGAACAUGACAAUGAUGAGAACGAGGAUGACGAUGCAAAUAACGAUGGUGAAGACCACACCAUGAAGGCCAACAACGGAAAGAGGGAUGACCUCUUCAAAGCUGGUUCAACUGAUAAGAAAAAAUGUGCCCCAAGAAAGGACGAUGACGACCAUGAUAAAGAUUCAGAAGAAAAAAAAUUUGUUGACUUAAACAAUAUUUAUUUUUAUUUCAAAAAAGUGAACAUCACAAACAUAAAUAAGGACAACAUAAAUGACGACAUAUAUAGGGAGCUAGUGGAGUUAAAAAAAAUGUCCCUCGAAAAAGGAGACCAAAUAGGCAUCAACAUGUACCGAUAUUUCCUAAACAUAAUUACAAAUGUCGACAGAAUGAAAUACAUCGAUGAUUUUUAUUUGGUAAAUUAUAUAAAUAAUAUUUGGAUAACAAAAAAUGUGCACAAAUAUUUUUAUUUUUUAAAUUCACUUUUUGACAGAAUGAAAAAAAUUACCUACAAAUUGCUUCAGCUGAAUUAUAAAGUUGAUAAAAUUGGACAUGAGGAGGAACUCAACAAAAUGAAGUACUUUGAGCGACAUGAACUCUUCAGUAAGGUUAUUAAAAAAACCAAGUUCGUUCCCAACUAUGUGCGUAAACACAGCUAUGCGUACUCCACCGAUAUCAUGAAUCUUUACCAGUAUGACAUAAACACCAAUUCGUAUGUCAACAGGUUUGAGAGCACCUAUAGGGAGGUUUGCGUCAAUGACUUUAUUGACAACUCCAGGAGGAAAAAGUUAAACAUUUGCUACGACGCAACGCGGUUCGACCCCUUUUACAGCUACGCCAGGGGGUAUGGCAGGGACAACGAGAUGAAGAAGAUCAUGGGACUCACCUACGGGGUGACCCACAUUCCUGGCAGCACUACAGGAGAUGUUACUGACGUUGUUACUGGCGGCGUUACUGACGGCGUUACUGGCUGCCUUCCUGACAGUGCUACCCCCCGCAGUGACGACGAAAGCAGCACUGCCAAGCCGAAGAAAGCGAAGAGGAGCCACGCCAAAAAGGACAUCAGCCAGGCAGUGCUGGAAAAAGACACCCCUGGAGAGGAAAACGUGAAACACCAUACCGAUGAACAAACACCCAAUGAAGGAGUUAAAGAAGCCUCACAGAAUCACAACAGGGGCGACGCAUUACUUGAAAGGAUAAAGAAGGACCCCAAUUUAAAGUACGAAUUUUUGGAAAAGAUAAGCGAAAAAAUGUGCAGCGAAUUCGUAAACAUGGGCGUCCUGGAUAGCGAAAGCAAAAAAGUCGAUCUUAACAAAAUCGAAGACAUAAAAAAUGAUCAGGACAACAUUUUGUACAAAAAGGUGUACGCCAUGCGUGACUACUUCUACACCAUCAUGUAUGAUAAUUAUAAACCGAAUCUGGAUAUCUACGAAUUGGAAACCUUCAUAGAUGCAGAGUAUAGAACCUACUCGUACAAGAAAGACCUCAAUGUGCUUUUCAGAAAUUGGGUUCUGAAUGAGAACAAGGAAUUACCAACUGUGCACUUUUCGAAGAAGGAUGUGGAACUGGCUAAGUUAAGAUACUUGUCCAAGAGGAAAAGAAAAGUGCUGGAGUUUAAUCAGCAAUUUUUUGAGCGCCACGGGGAGGGUAAGAAGAGGUACUUCCCCGUCGAGGAGCACUUAACGUCGGAAGUGGGUGCAACUGGUGGGUCUGAAGAAGGGGCAUCUUCGGGCAAGCCUCUAACCGAACAGUUGGGAGGUGAGUCAGGCAAAGCGGCAAACGCUACGGAUAACGGUCCCAGUAACGAUCCUGGUAUCGGUCCAGAUGACCCCCCACCGACCCCGCCAGACAACCGAAACGACGCAGGCCAGAAUAAAACCACGAACAAAUCAGUGAGCUGCCUCAUAAAGUGGAACGUACGCAGCGAAAACGACACGAGGAAAAUAAACAACGACCAGGAUGAAGCAGACUUAAGUGACGAAGACGACAAUGAUGAAAAUGACGACAGUCAUGACCAGGACGAAGCAUUCGACUUUGACAAAUACAAUUUAAAAACCAACGACUUGGAGACCUACGGAUUUUGUGACGACAAUUUAAACGAUAACGAUAGCGACAACGGAGAACCCUCCUUCGGAGACAUGAAUUUUGCUAAGCUGGUCAUUUAUGAUGACAACUACGACCAGGGAGAGUUCGUCGAAACGCUCACCAGUUUGAUAAGCACCUGUGAUUAUAAGAGGGCGUACUCCAUUUACAACACGUUGAAGACCAAAGGGAAGGUCGAUACAUUGUACUUCAAAAGUUACGACAAUGCGGAAAAUGUCGCCUUCCUGAUGCGCCAGUCGAAGCAAAGGAUUGUUGCCGACGUGGAGUUUCUUUAG
This is a messenger RNA of Plasmodium coatneyi, 2766 nucleotides long. RefSeq lists its product as uncharacterized. The record is from RefSeq and is a predicted model, not a curated record. The transcript has a single exon. The coding region runs from base 1 to 2766 and encodes 921 amino acids. NCBI's taxonomy places the organism in Eukaryota, Apicomplexa, Aconoidasida, Haemosporida, Plasmodiidae.